CCAGGGCACACCGUCUCCCAUGUGCCUCACGGAGGCCGCCGUCGUCGAUCACUUUCUGUCACCAGAGAAACUCUUGUUCUUUGCCUGCGAGCUGGUGAUGCGAUCACCCUACACCUGAGCAUCUUUGAGUUCUGGGUUCCUGAAUAUCGAUUGCCGUAUGCUGAUGGUCGAGAGGAACAACACCUUCCCACCGCCCAAUGGGUGAAGUCGGGCACGUAGAUGGUGCCUGGCCAUGGGCAGAACAGAUCACAGAACAGUUAAAAGCCGUCAUGAGCCUGCAAUGGAAUCCACGGUAGGUCAAGAUCACACCAACACAUCUCAACUCAAUCUGCAUCUUUGUAAAAGAGUGCUUCGUCGAAACAAAAGCCAGAAACAUUUCCCAUCUCCUCCCCCAACAGUCUCACCAGAGUCACGAUCACUUCUCUCUCUCUCUACAAGUAUUCCCCUCCAACAAACCGCCAAAAUGAACGCUGCUGCUCGUCAAAUCAUCUCACGACGCUUCGUCACGGCCAUGGGCCCCCGCCUCACCUCCCCGGCUCGAUAUGCCUCGACAGCCGUCGGACAUUCAGCCCACCCAAGCAUGACCCCCAAGGACAGACAAUUCAUGCGAGGGAUCUUCACCGUGGCGACUGUUGGGACCGCAGGAGCUGUGGCAUAUGGGGCUGCCCGAUCAGGCGGACGGAUGAACAGCCGCUUCGUCAAGCGCAACUCGACCCUCGACAGCACCAAAUGGUUCUCGGAGAGCUCGGAAUAUAACCAGACGUUAGGCAGCAAGCAUUAGACUGCGCUCCCACGGAAUGGUAUCAGGGUACAACGAUUUAAUAAAGGAAGGGCGUUCAACAAUACUUUGAGUUUGAGGGUGCAAGGAUUCUUCGGGCAAGGCGACCGUGGAGUUACAGCGGCAGACCCGACACAAGGUUGCCUCAGUUGGCUGGUUAAACAUGAUGAGCUUUGGCGUUCAAGAUCGACACGAAGAAUUCCCAUGGAGAACAAGAUGGCAAGAUAAAAAUGCACGACUGAGUGUCUGCAAAGUUCAUGAUGUGCCGUUCAGCUAUCUGACGAGCACGAGGAUUCAUUUCGCCUUGUACAUAUUUUCAAAUCCACCUUUUUGGGUAUCACAGAAAAAAAACUCCAUCUGCCAAACAUAAA
Messenger RNA from Cladophialophora immunda, 1149 nucleotides. RefSeq lists its product as uncharacterized. NCBI's taxonomy places the organism in Eukaryota, Fungi, Ascomycota, Eurotiomycetes, Chaetothyriales, Herpotrichiellaceae. The record is from RefSeq and is a predicted model, not a curated record. Bases 233 to 781 code for a protein of 182 amino acids. The transcript has 2 exons.